Molecule: messenger RNA, 333 nt
Organism: Musa acuminata AAA Group (dessert banana)
Lineage: Eukaryota; Viridiplantae; Streptophyta; Magnoliopsida; Zingiberales; Musaceae
Product: agglutinin alpha chain-like
Exons: 2
Coding region: 1-333 (110 amino acids)
Source: RefSeq, a predicted model, not a curated record
AUGGGGGCUGCCUACCGCAUCACCAACAUCAAGAUUCGCGCCGGAGAGGUCAUCGACAGCAUCGUGAUCACCUUCACCCGUAAUGGUCUUCGGGACACCGAGAGCUUCGGUGGCACCGAGGGCAAACUCUACGAGUAUCUUGUGGGCGUCGACGGGUCUGUGGAUACGAUAUUGGGAAUCACUCUGGUGAGGAACCUGACGCUGAGGACCAACAAGAAAAGCUAUGGACCUUUCGGCACCAGUGGCGGAAAACCUUUCUCCGUUCCUGUAGUCUCGGGAAAGAUCAUUGGCUUCUUUGAAUGUGCGGGCACCAUGAGGUGGUCUGCAUGGUAG